This is a messenger RNA of Antechinus flavipes (yellow-footed antechinus), 2543 nucleotides long. It is a transcript of the gene SLC6A13, whose product is annotated as solute carrier family 6 member 13. The transcript has 16 exons. NCBI's taxonomy places the organism in Eukaryota, Metazoa, Chordata, Mammalia, Dasyuromorphia, Dasyuridae. Gene Ontology annotation, molecular function: gamma-aminobutyric acid:sodium:chloride symporter activity. Gene Ontology annotation, cellular component: plasma membrane. The record is from RefSeq and is a predicted model, not a curated record. Bases 114 to 2129 code for a protein of 671 amino acids. Gene Ontology annotation, biological process: neurotransmitter transport; sodium ion transmembrane transport.
CCUCAAAGUAUGAUUGGUCAGGAGCUGAGGAGUCAGAUGACGAAAAUGCAGUUUGUGCAGCACAGAAUUGCCAGAGGCCUUGUAAGGACAAGAUGAAUGAACAGAAAUGAGUGAUGGACUUCUUGAGCCCUGUGGUUAUUUCAGCAGUUCCUGGGUUUUACAGUCAAUAUCAGCUGUCCUACAGAAUCCCUCUACUCAGAGGAAAUGACCUCCACCAAGAGCAUGUGCCCAAGUUACGAUAUGACUUGCCAGAAAAUAUGAACUCUGAGAAAGCUGCUCAAAUAGUGAAUGUGGACCUAAGUUGUGGAAUGGAUAGCAGGGUCCCUGGUGCAACUAGCAAUGGAAAGACAAUACCAACUUAUUCAGUGGUGGAAAAGGAGAAAGAGGAGGAGGAAGAGGAAGGCACACUAGAGCGGGGUCACUGGAACAACAAGUUGGAAUAUGUGCUAUCUGUAGCUGGGGAAAUCAUUGGGCUGGGCAAUGUCUGGAGGUUCCCCUAUCUCUGCUACAAGAAUGGGGGAGGUGCCUUUUUCAUACCCUACCUCAUCUUCCUCUUCACCUGUGGCAUUCCUGUUUUCCUCCUGGAGACGGCACUGGGUCAGUAUACCAGCCAGGGAGGUGUCACAGCCUGGAGAAAGAUCUGUCCUAUCUUUGAAGGCAUUGGUUAUGCCUCCCAGGUGAUUGUCAUUCUCCUCAACUUCUACUACAUCAUAGUUCUGGCCUGGGCUUUCUUCUACCUCUUCAGCUCUUUCACCAUCGACCUUCCCUGGGGCAGCUGUGACCAUGAGUGGAACACAGAGCACUGUGUGGAGUUCCAGAGGACCAAUGGCUCCCUGAAUGUGACAGCUGAGAAUGCUACCUCUCCUGUCAUUGAGUUUUGGGAGAGGCGGGUCCUGAAAAUCUCCGAAGGGAUCCAGCACCUGGGGAGCCUGCGCUGGGAGCUGGCCCUGUGCCUCUUGCUCGCCUGGAUUAUCUGCUACUUCUGCAUUUGGAAAGGAGUCAAAUCCACAGGCAAAGUAGUAUACUUCACAGCCACGUUUCCAUACCUCAUGCUGGUGGUCCUGUUAAUCCGAGGGGUGACUCUACCUGGUGCUGCCCAGGGGAUCCAGUUCUACCUGUACCCAAAUCUCACUCGUCUCUGGGAUCCCCAGGUAUGGAUGGAUGCAGGUACCCAGAUCUUCUUCUCUUAUGCCAUCUGUCUGGGAUGUCUGACAGCUUUGGGCAGCUACAACAAGUACCACAACAACUGUUACAGGGACUGCAUCUCACUAUGCUUCCUCAACAGUGGCACCAGCUUUGUGGCUGGUUUUGCCAUUUUCUCCAUUCUGGGCUUCAUGUCUCAGGAGCAGGGGGUACCCAUCUCUGAGGUGGCCGAGUCAGGCCCUGGAUUGGCAUUCAUCGCAUACCCCAGGGCUGUGGUGAUGCUGCCCUUCUCUCCACUUUGGGCGUGCUGUUUCUUCCUCAUGGUUGUGCUGCUUGGGCUGGAUAGCCAGUUUGUAUGUGUGGAGAGCCUGGUGACGGCCUUGGUGGACAUGUACCCCAACAUACUCCGAAAGAAGAACCGACGGGAAACUCUUAUCCUGGUGAUUUCUGUCCUUUCCUACCUCAUCGGGCUGAUCAUGCUCACUGAGGGUGGAAUGUAUGUGUUUCAGCUGUUUGACUACUAUGCGGCCAGCGGCAUGUGCCUCUUAUUUGUAGCCAUUUUUGAGACACUGUGUGUGGCCUGGGUAUAUGGAGCUGAGAGAUUCUAUGAUAACAUUGAAGACAUGAUUGGCUACCGACCAUGGCCUGUUAUCAAAUAUUGUUGGAUAUUCCUCACUCCAGCUGUAUGCACAGCCACUUUCCUUUUUUCUCUGGCCAAGUACACCCCACUGACCUACAAUAAGAAGUACACUUAUCCAUGGUGGGGAGAUGCGCUGGGCUGGCUCCUGGCAUUGUCCUCCAUGGUCUGCAUCCCUGCCUGGAGUGGUUACAAACUGACAACUCUCAAAGGCUCCCUGAGAGAGAGAGUCCGCCAGCUCAUCUGCCCAGAAGAGGACCUGCCCCAGCGGCUGUGUACAGCACCCCCCACUCCCUCCACUACUCGGGCAGCACUCCUUAGGCUCACAGAACUUGAGUCCCACUGCUAGAGACCAACUGAGUCUGUGACACUGCUGGUUUUCCAAAGUUCCGUGUAUUCAGCUCCUUGCCCUGUCCUUGAUAUGGCUGCAGAGAGGAGCAGGCGAAAUUGCUGUACCUUUUUGAGAGGAAGGAACUUUCUAACCAUACCCAAUCCUAUCUCACCCCAGAAUCACAGACAAAAAAACUGCUGGGGAUGUUUUGUACUAUUCCUUCUGGGCUGGAGGUCUCCUAUUCCCAAGUUCAUGUCUUGUGGGAGAGGAAAGAACUGAGUGCAAAUUAAGUCUUCAGCUAUUUAAGGGAGGGGAUCCUUUUUGGGGAAAGAAUAGGGUGGAAUGGAUAGAAAGGUUAAAAAAAAAAAGGCCCCUCUCCUUUCAUUCCAUUAAAUCCACAUUCUUUGCACUGGUCCUCCUGCAAAAGUUCAA